AUGACCAGAGAAUGGGAGAAUGGCUGUCAGAAGACUGGAAAACAGAGGGCUAGAGAUUCAAGGGCCCAAGAAAAGAUGACUACAGAGGGGAAGUCAGAUAAGAAUGGAACACCAGUCCAAGUAUUCAAUAUAAGCGAUUCCUUUCGGGAUAAAGACUCCCUGUGCUGCCAGGGGGAUGUCUGUUCUGCUUCACCAUUGGGGAUAUGGACCAAAUUCUACAAAUCAGACCCACGCAUUGCCCUCGGAAAAUACUCCCCCUUGGAAAAAGAGAUCCUACGUCUAGGUGGUGUUCACACCAUAGCAGCCAGGAGGUUUCUGACUUAUAAGCAAGAGGAAGAACGGAAAAUGCUCAAAGAACUACAGGUGCUGUCUUCAGACUAUAAACGGGCGGUGGAAUAUAGAAAGCAACUCACCCCUCCUUGUGCCACCUGUGGACCCCUAGAAAAAAUAUGGACGGCGAAGGUGAUGGUGGCCCCGGAGGAGUUCAAAAUGCCACAACGGGAGAGGCUGAACAUCAGCAAGCACAUAGAACGAAUGCAGCUCGCUCGAGCCCUGAGGAAUAAGCAGCUUUUACCCUACAUUGAAAGAUUUAGGAGCUCUUCGCUUCUGUCUGGAGGGGGCCUGGGCCCUCUGGCAAGGGACAAAACUGGGGAAGGCAAGGAUGACCGAGACGCUGAUCACUGCGACUAUGCCCAUCAAGAGAAGACAGAUGAGGCAGAGAGCAAAACCACGAAAAGACAGGAAAUAAAGAUGAACGUAAUUUUCAAGUCAGAAGAACCAAAAAAAUGUGUAACGUACCAUCCAAAUGAUCUAAAACCAUUCCUCCCCACAAAAAAAGCAGAAAGAUCCAUCGCUGGCUUAACAAACAGAAAUCUUUUGCACCUGGCCGAAUUCCCUGGAGACCUAAUGCUGAUGAAUCAGGAUUUUAUAUCACGGGGAAUCCACCCCAGUGAUGUGUCAAAGGCCAGCUGCCUGGAAGAAGGCAGUGCCUGGAAAGAGUACAUGCACAAAGCUGCUUCCCACCAUUAUUAA
Eubalaena glacialis (North Atlantic right whale) is the source of this 1032-nucleotide messenger RNA. It is a transcript of the gene C1H10orf120, whose product is annotated as chromosome 1 C10orf120 homolog. Bases 1 to 1032 code for a protein of 343 amino acids. The transcript has 3 exons. The record is from RefSeq and is a predicted model, not a curated record. NCBI's taxonomy places the organism in Eukaryota, Metazoa, Chordata, Mammalia, Artiodactyla, Balaenidae.